UUCCUCCCGAGACCUUGCACUAUAUUCUUUCAAAUUUUCCCCACUCUCGCUUCUCAGUCUCAAUUAAAAUAAAACCAGCAGAUAUGGCAGAUUCACUGACAGAACAGCAAAUUGCUGAGUUCCAGGAGGCCUUUUGUAUGAUUGACAAAGACUCAGAUGGUUUUAUCACGAUGGAAGAGCUUGCAGCAGUGAUCCAAUCACUGGAAGGAAAUCCUACAAAGCAGGAAGUUCGAGAGAUGAUUAGUGAAGUUGAUUUUGAUGGAAACGGGAAUAUAGAUAUCGAAGAGUUCUUGAAUAUCAUGGGAAGAAAGAUGAAGGAUAAUGUUGCAGAAGAGCUAAAAGAAGCUUUUAAAGUAUUUGACAGAGAUCAAGACGGAUAUAUAUCAGCUAAUGAGCUGAGAAAUGUGAUGAUGAAUCUGGGAGAGAAAUUAACGGUUGAAGAAGCUGAACAAAUGAUAAGAGAGGCCGAUUUAGAUGGUGAUGGCCUCGUCAGCUACGAGGAAUUUUCAAGAAUGAUGUCGGCAUUCUGACUGGGAUUACCACAUAAAUAAUAUUAUAAAUGAAUAAAAUUACAAUCUCAUUUCUUAUAU
Molecule: messenger RNA, 590 nt
Organism: Pistacia vera
Lineage: Eukaryota; Viridiplantae; Streptophyta; Magnoliopsida; Sapindales; Anacardiaceae
Product: calmodulin-like
Exons: 4
Coding region: 84-530 (148 amino acids)
Molecular function (GO): calcium ion binding; enzyme regulator activity
Source: RefSeq, a predicted model, not a curated record